AAGAAGGAAGCGCACAGCGAGGAGCGCAGCGGCAGCUCGUCCACUGAGGUCCACGUUAUUACACCCACACAACAACAACAACAACAACCGAAACCCCCCAAAACAAAAUUACCCGACGCUGACCCUUCCCCCCCUAGGCCCCCUUCCCCUAACCCCCCCCCCCCCCCUCUCUUCCCGAACACCUCUCCGAACGCGCGCGCCGGAGCGGACACCUUUUCGCCAGGUGGAGCGGAGACGCAGCGGACCCACGGCCGGAGAAUGGCGGACUCGGACGCGGCGGCGGCGGCGGCGGGCAACGGCAGCGACGGGGACGACGGACCCAGCGAGCCCAUGCGGGGCUUCGCGCGCCAGGGGGCCCUGCGCCAGAAGAACGUGCACGAGGUGAAGGACCACAAAUUCAUCGCGCGCUUCUUCAAGCAGCCCACCUUCUGCAGCCACUGCACCGACUUCAUCUGGGGUUUUGGCAAGCAGGGAUUCCAGUGUCAAGUGUGUUGCUUCGUGGUCCACAAACGUUGCCAUGAGUUCGUCACCUUCUCCUGUCCCGGUGCCGAUAAAGGACCCGCAUCAGAUGACCCGAGGGCAAAGCACAAGUUCAAGAUCCACACCUACUCCAGCCCAACCUUCUGCGACCACUGUGGCUCUCUGCUGUACGGCCUCUUGCACCAGGGCAUGAGAUGUGACCACUGUAUGAUGAACAUCCACAAGCGCUGCGUGGCCAACGUGCCCAGCCUGUGCGGGACGGACCACACCGAGAGGAGAGGUCGCCUCCAGAUCACCGCCGAGGUCAAGACUAAUGUCCUCACUGUUACCAUCAAAAAGGGGAGGAAUUUGGUUUCCAUGGACCCCAACGGUCUGUCGGACCCCUACGUGAAGCUGAAGCUGAUCCCGGAUCCCCGCAGCGAGAGCAAACAGAAGACCAAGACCAUAAAGGCCUGCCUCAACCCCACCUGGAACGAGACCUUUAAAUUCCACCUGAAGGAGCACGACAAGGACCGCCGCCUGUCGGUGGAGGUGUGGGACUGGGACCUGACCAGCCGCAACGACUUCAUGGGGUCGCUGUCCUUCGGCAUCUCGGAGCUCCACAAGCUAGGAGUGGACGGAUGGUUCAAGCUGCUCUCCCAGGAAGAAGGCGAGUACUUCAACGUCCCCGUCGCUCCGGAGGGGGAGGAGGGCAACGAGGAGCUCCGGGAGAAAUUUGAGAGAGCCAAGAUCGGACCGGGCAAGAACACGGAGGGCAAGUCGGCCAACGCCGCGUCCAGGUUCGACUCCGACGGCAACCAAGACCGCAUGAAGCUGGCCGACUUCAACUUCCUGAUGGUGCUGGGCAAAGGCAGCUUCGCCAAGGUGAUGCUGGCAGAGCGCAAAGCGACCGAGGAGCUGUACGCCAUAAAGAUCCUGAAGAAGGACGUCGUGAUCCAGGACGACGACGUGGAGUGCACCAUGGUGGAGAAGAGGGUGCUGGCGUUGGCCGGAAAGCCGCCGUUCUUGACACAGCUGCACUCCACCUUCCAGAGCAUGGACCGCUUGUAUUUCGUCAUGGAGUACAUCAACGGAGGAGAUCUCAUGUAUCAGAUCCAGCAGGUCGGCAAGUUCAAGGAGCCGCACGCCGUGUUCUAUUCAGCGGAGAUCGCCAUCGGUCUGUUCUUCCUGCAUCUAAAGGGCAUCAUCUACAGAGACCUGAAGCUGGACAACGUGAUGCUGGACUGCGAGGGCCACAUCAAGAUCGCGGACUUUGGCAUGUGUAAAGAGAACAUGAGCGACGGGGUCACUACCAAGACCUUCUGUGGGACCCCGGACUACAUCGCUCCUGAGAUCAUCGCCUACCAGCCUUAUGGGAAAUCUGUGGACUGGUGGGCCUUCGGAGUGCUGCUCUAUGAGAUGCUGGCUGGACAGCCUCCAUUUGACGGUGAAGAUGAGGAUGAGUUAUUUCAGUCCAUUAUGGAGCAUCACGUCUCCUAUCCCAAGUCACUGUCCAAGGAGGCGGUAGCGAUCUGUAAAGGGCUGAUGACGAAGCAUCCAGCCAAGCGGCUCGGCUGCGCCCCGGAGGGCGAGCGGGACAUCAGGGAGCACAGCUUCUUCCGCUACAUGGACUGGGAGAAGCUGGAGAACAAGGAAGUGCAGCCGCCGUUCAAACCCAAAGCUAAGAACCGCCGGGACACCUGUAACUUUGACAAGGAGUUCACCAAGAUGCCGGUGGACUUGACGCCGACUGACAAGCUGGUCAUUAUGAACAUGGACGAGGACGACUUCCUCGGCUUCACCUACACCAACCCCGAAUACGUGGCUCCUGGGAAUUAACCCGGCCGAUGGACUGUUGGACCAUUAGUCUUUAAGAGCAGAUAAGAAGGCAAACUAGCGCUAAAAGUCCACUUGUUGUGUCUCACGUCGAGCGGGUGUCUGCAGUCCUUGUGGAGCGAUACCUCAGCACAAGAAAGCUAUCACAACACACAGCGAGCAAAGUAGAGCAAAGCCCACCGGGCACCAGAGGUCUGCAGGUAUCGUAUCAAUCGUGGCAAAGAUGACCAAAUGGGCUUUUUGUACAGGACCAAAUAUAAUCUAGAUUUGUGGGAAAUUCUCAAUUCUGAAUGACUAUAAUUGACCAUCUCAAUACGCAAUGAUUUGAAACCGCGGAGGCAGCUUGUGCUCACGCACGCUCCCUUAUCUUCAUCUUACGCCACAGUUUUAUUAAUUAUACAAUUUGGCGUGCCGCUGUGUUUAUGCAGUGAGCUCAAAUCCCACAGCCGACCUCACCUCGCUUGUUCAAAGUGUUGUGAUGUGUUCUCUUGUGUCCCGCGGGUUUUAACUCCGUCCGCGCGGCAUCUCAACAUCUCAAACCCCGCCAUGUAAUGAGAGUAAUUAAUCACCCAAUGUGACGUGACAUGUUGAACAAAUCCGAGCGGAUGGCAGCGGCGGCGUCAGUGUGUCAUUUGUCUGGUGCAGUUAAAACGGCUGCCGUUCACCAGGAGGAGCGUGUGGAACAGACACGUUCUAUUCCUACUGUUCAGUCAUAACUCUACGUUCCUUUUUUGUCUUAGCGUGUACAUUCUAGUUGCUCCCCUCAUAGAACUGUGCAGGAGAUAGACUUCCUGCAGCAGACAGAUGCCCCCCCCUCCCCCCCCCGUGUUUAACUGGAGGCCCUUUAACGUGCACCACGAGCAGCGCCGCGAACCCUCCUGUGCAUUGACCUUUGCCCGCCCGUCCCGAGCGGCCCGUGAGUUGCGCUGCGACGACGCGCACUCCGGCUGUCUCGCCCCAACGAGCAAACUUCACCGCCCCGUCGACUCUUUUCGUCUUUUUCCUCCCGUUCCCCCCCCCCCCCCGCGCGCGUCCGUGCCUCUCCUCCUCCUCGUGACGGGGCCUCGCUGGGAGCCCGGUGUGACGUGGGGGUCACGGGGGUCAGCGUUGCGGCAGACGUCCGGUCCGGCGAAUGAGAAGCGGCUCCGACGGCCCCCGAGAGGGCGAUUUCACACACAGCAAUAAUGACUGCUUUUCUCAAUUAUUUAUGUUGCACUCACUUCUCCUCAACCAUCCGGGUGCGUUUGUGCGUUUGUGCGGUUUUUGUGUGCAUGUUCUGACAAAUGUCCAAUGCUGGAAGAUGUGUGUGUGUGUGUGUGUGUGUUUAUGUGGUUAAUAAGGCUUCAUUGGAUAAUGCCAAUUAUUUCAAAUUCAGCUCAAAUUCAACAAAUCUGCCUUCCAGCUUCAAACCGCAUUACAUUGGCUGUAAUGCCAUCGAGCUCUGUGCACUGACCACACACACACGCACGCACGCACACAUGCACACACACACGUCUACACAGUCCGAUCCGUGACUGAGGGUUGGAAUUAUUAGGUGAAGCGUAACAAGGCGGACAAUGACUGUGAAAUGUUCGCUCCUGGAGGCACACGAGACACAUACUGUAGGUCCAUUACACAGGCCUGGAACCCCCCCCCCUCCCUUUAAUUAGCAGUAUCCUUGUGUGUAUUAUAUACAGUAUUAUAUAUACAUGUGUUGUACAUAUAAACAUGCAGGAUCCUCCAUGACACGCCGGAGCAGUCUAGAUCUUUGUUCUUUGGUUUGGAUGUUGCGUAACGUUGAAUUUGUGUUGCCGUCAUUUCUCAAGCGUAGAGCUGCGUGUCGCUCAGGUCAGUGGUGUAAAUAUCUCUUAACGUUAAUCACGCCUACUCUUAACAUCUGCUGUAGGAGUCGUAGACCCUGAAGCAUUCAAUAGCACUAGACCGCUUUGUCACCUGUGAGUGUGUGUGUGUGUGUGUGUGUGUGAGGGAAUAAAGGAACGUGUAACUUUGCAUGCAUGUUAUUCAGACGUUUUAAGCACAGUGCAGUUUAAUAUAAGUCUUUAAGUCAUGUAAUAUAUCUGCCUUUGCUCUGGUAAAGACGGGCGCUGUGAGAGCUCACAGGAAAUGAGUCUCUGCUGCAUCAAACCUUUUCCCCAAAUAUCCCACACAAGAACUAUUAGAAAAUAUACUAUGCAUGCAUGUGAUGAUCACCCCCUUUCUCUUUCAUUUCUUGCUCUAUAUGAUGUGGAUCUAUCUUAUAUUAAGUGUUGAUUGAUGGACCGGUGUGUGAUUAUUACUUUAUUAGGCAUUAAUAGGUAUAUGUUUACUUAAUUUAUGAUAAAAUGUCACGACAUUGUAACCUGUUUAUGUAAUAUGAUACAAGAGCCGUGUCCUGCUUCAUUUGUACAUAUAUAAAUAUUUUUCAGAUGUUUAGGGGUAAUUCCAUAAUAACAUCUUCACACAGAGCGGUUUGUGUGCCCCAUGAUCUCUAUAUCUAUCCAAUCAACCUGUGUAUCUCUGUAUCUCUGAUAUAGAUAGAUAUACCUGUUCCUGCAAUGGAACACAGACAAACAUUACAGCAUUUAACAUAAAACCAGCCGCUCCUUAUCGAGAUUCUGCAGGGUGGAUCGGUAACGGCCUGAAUGUUUCCAACUUGUCUUCCUUCCUUCACUCCUUUCUUUCUUCCCGACCUUUUCUGUGAUCGCGCUUCCCCCCCCCCUCCUCCUCCAUCCCUCCCACUCAGCUUCCUCAUUGUCUUUCCCUUGCCUCAUUUUCUUUCUCUUGACCUUUCCCCCUCUCCAGCGUCUCCGCCGCUCUCUUCUCUCUCCUCUUGCAGACGCAUUUCCCACUUGUUUUUAUUCUUCCUCUUCCACUCGUCUCUAAUACGUUCUUUGUCGUUCACCUCUCAUUACCGCAGACUUGUCCUUUAUAUUUCUCCUCUUUUCUCUUGACAUUGAUACUAUUUAAAUCUCCUCUUAAAAUCAUUUCUGCUUUGAUUUCAGCCGGACUUACGAACUAAGGAACAAAUAGUUAAACAAUGACCUGAAUAUAAUUCAUACGUUCUGCGAACAGCAAAGAUUGUGCAAAAGAAGAGUAAGAAUGUGUUUUUGUCAGACGGUUUACUAAUAAGAAAAUUUGUAUUGUGAUGUGUUCAAUUGUAGACUAAUAAAUCACGUUGAAAGAUC
Molecule: messenger RNA, 5459 nt
Organism: Gasterosteus aculeatus aculeatus (three-spined stickleback)
Lineage: Eukaryota; Metazoa; Chordata; Actinopteri; Perciformes; Gasterosteidae
Product: protein kinase C beta type-like
Biological process (GO): protein phosphorylation
Molecular function (GO): ATP binding; zinc ion binding; diacylglycerol-dependent serine/threonine kinase activity
Source: RefSeq, a predicted model, not a curated record